AUGGCUGCUGUUGCUGCUAUAAAUUCAACAAGCAGUAAAUUUGUUUUAUCAUCAUCAGGUAAUAAAAUGGAUUGUUAUCGUAUUUGGGAAGCACUUUAUCCUGGUCCAACACCAAUUAUUAUAAAUAAACGAAUAAAUUCAAUUUUUCAACAACUUCCUGUACUUAUUAUUAAUAAUUAUGAAGAUUUGACUCUUCAAUUAUUAAAAGAUUUUUAUAAUACUACGAUACAUCAAAAGUAUGAUUAUUGA
Messenger RNA from Adineta steineri, 249 nucleotides. The record is from the annotation of a GenBank genome assembly. NCBI's taxonomy places the organism in Eukaryota, Metazoa, Rotifera, Eurotatoria, Adinetida, Adinetidae.